Scheffersomyces amazonensis is the source of this 846-nucleotide messenger RNA. Its product is annotated as aquaporin. The record is from RefSeq and is a predicted model, not a curated record. Gene Ontology annotation, cellular component: plasma membrane. Gene Ontology annotation, biological process: water transport; transmembrane transport. The transcript has a single exon. Bases 1 to 846 code for a protein of 281 amino acids. Gene Ontology annotation, molecular function: water channel activity. Lineage: Eukaryota; Fungi; Ascomycota; Pichiomycetes; Serinales; Debaryomycetaceae.
AUGACUGCUGAAUUCGAUCACGAGGCUCAACAAACUGUUGAAUCCUAUAAUCCAAAAUUAGAUACUGCCAUUAUUGAAUGCUAUGAUCCAAAAUUAGAUACUGACAUUACUGGUUCUCCAUUAAAAAACCAUUUAAUUGCCUUUUUAGGUGAAUUCUUUGGUACGUUUAUUUUCUUAUGGGUUGCUUUCGUUAUUGCCCAAAUUGCCAACCAAGACCCAAACAUUUCAAAAGCUGGAGGUGGAUCUAAUCCUCCACAAUUAAUUAUGAUUUCCUUUGGUUUCGGAUUUGGUGUUAUGAUGGCUGUUUUCAUGUUCUUCAGAAUUUCUGGUGGUAACUUAAACCCAGCUGUUACUUUAACUUUAGUUUUAGCUCAAGCUAUCCCACCAAUCAGAGGUGCUAUUAUGAUGGUUGCUCAAAUCAUUGCUGGUAUGGCUGCUGCUGGUGCUGCCUCAGCCAUGACUCCAGGUCCAAUUGCCUUUGCUAAUGCUUUAGGUGAUAGAUGCUCUAGAUCAAGAGGUGUUUUCAUUGAAGCCUUUGGUACUGCCAUUUUAUGUUUAACUGUUUUAUUAAUGGCUGUUGAAAAGCAUAAGGCUACUUUUAUGGCUCCAUUUGCCAUUGGUAUCUCCCUUUUCUUAGGAAAUUUGAUCUGUGUUUACUACAGUGGAGCUGGUUUAAACCCAGCCAGAUCUUUUGGUCCAGCCGUUGCUUCUAGAUCGUUCCCAGACUAUCACUGGAUUUACUGGGUCGGACCAAUCUUAGGUUCCGUCAUUGCUUUCUCCAUCUGGAAGAUCUUCAAGCUCUUAAACUACGAAACCUGUAACCCAGGUCAAGAUGCUGAUCACUAA